Neltuma alba is the source of this 1350-nucleotide messenger RNA. RefSeq names its product probable disease resistance protein At4g27220. The coding region runs from base 1 to 1350 and encodes 449 amino acids. Gene Ontology annotation, molecular function: protein binding; ADP binding. The transcript is spliced from 2 exons. Lineage: Eukaryota; Viridiplantae; Streptophyta; Magnoliopsida; Fabales; Fabaceae. The record is from RefSeq and is a predicted model, not a curated record.
AUGGAACCUUUAGAUACACUAGAUAGUUGGGCUUUGUUUGAAAAGUUUUUGGGAUCCCAUGAAGAAUUGUCUUUGGAAGUGAAGGGCAUUGCAUACAAAGUGGCAGAGGAAUGUGACGGUUUGCCCCUUGCUAUUGUUAGAAUCGCAACAAGCAUGAAGGGGAAAACGCAGGCUAGAGAAUGGAGUAAUAUGUUGGAAUGUCUUGGAAACUUGGGCAAUGGGCAAUAUCAAAUGGACAAAUGGGUAUUUUCAGUUUCGAGAUCUAGCUAUGAUUUCUUAACUAACAAAUUGCAAAGAUUCUUCUUGUAUUGUGCCUUGAGUACCAAUGGAAAUUUUUAUGGUGACGCUACCUAUCAUUUCAUAAGAAGGUUUGUUUAUGAAAGCAUUGAUGAGACAGAGAAGUUGAGGGUGCAGUAUGUUAAAGGUCGCAACAUGUUGUAUAAAUUAAAGAAUCAUAGCAUGUUGCAUAAUAUCCGGCUUGGUGGUCGUUGGAUGAUGGACAAAUUCCUUAGAGUCCUGGCUAUUGGUAUUGCAGAAGAAACUGGUAAAAUUAUGAGAAAAGCUUAUGAGGAUUUAACAGAAAUACCAAGUGAUGACCAGUGGAAAGAAGAUCUACAAAAAAAUUUUCUGACGGGGAAUGAGAUACAAACAAUUCCAGAUAGCACAUAUCCUAGGUGUUCUCAACUUUCUACAUUGCUUUUGAAUCACAACGCAAAACUCAACUAUAUCUCAAAUGAUUUUUUUAACAACAUGCCUACUCUUAAAACACUGGACUUGUCUAACACUGGAAUCAAGCGUUUGCCCAGAUCGGUGUCUAGCUUGGAAUGUCUCACCACAUUGUUGCUUUCAAGAUGUAGAAAAUUGAGUUUCAUUCCAUCAUUAAGAAAAUUGAAACGGUUAAUAUCACUGGAUCUAUUUUUUACUGCCAUCACUGAAGCACCUGUAGGCUUGGAAUCAUUGGUCAAUCUAAGCUCCACCGUUCUGUCUCUGUUUGCCGCCACUCCUCUGGUUCUGUUACGCAACGUGGAGAGGAAGAAGAUGCAGUUGACGGUGGCAAUGGAGGCACGAGCAGAGGCAACAGAACAGAGGAGCUCGCCGUCACUCGUGACCACGUCCUCUGGUCCUGUUCACGCCGCUCUCCUCUGGUUCUGGACGCUCGUUUUGCCGUCGCUCUGUUUUCUCCCUCUCUCAGCCGCCAUCCGUGUCUGCCACCAGGAAGAAGCCGUGGAGAAGAAAGAAGAACAGAUGCUGUCGGUGGAAGAUGAAGACUCAGGGGAGAGGAAGUGUGAUUGCCGUGAAACUUUGGUCCUUCGUUCUCUCUUCCUCGCCGCUGGUCUUCAUCGUCGUUAG